CGAUUUAGUUAUUAUCAAACAGCUGGGGCGGAUGAAUUUAUUUUUUAAUUUUUUGUGGCGAAAAGUAUUUAAUGUUCAGUUGACUGUUCAAUUUGCGGUCGCUCCCCUAAUCUUACAUGAAUGUCGGGCAAUAAAAAGUUUAAUUAAUCAACAUGAAACUGCUGACAAACGCACAGAAACUGCUGCUGCUGCUCCGCCGCCAAAGGUCGUCAAAAACAACAACUACAGUUCAAGCACAUGAUCCCACAGCGGCAGGGCAACCGGCUCUAACCAGUGCCCAACUGGAUGAGCUGGAACGGAAUGCGAAGCUGCGCCAUCACAAAAACAACGUGCCCCUCAUCCGCCAGCUGAUCGAAGCCUCCGUGGGCGGUGAUCGGAGCGUGGAGCUCCAGUUGGAGGCGGAACUGGGGCACUUGCCCAAUGCCACACAUCCGCGUCUGCUGGACUACGGGGAUCAGCCGCGGGAGCUGGCCCAGUACGUGCAUCGGGAGAUGCCACCCAAGCCCAAGGAGUUCUCGGAGCUGGCUCGUGCUCUGAACUUGUAUCGCAUGGAUCACCUGGGAAACUAUACGGGCCACAAGAGCUACUACCUGACCGGACAGUUGGCCACGCUGGAGCAGGCCAUAAUACAGUAUGCCCUCGAGUCGGUCACAAAGCAUGGCUUCCAGCUAAUCUCUGUGCCGGACAUACUGCCCAAGGAGGUGAUUGAGUCGUGUGGCAUGCGCACCGAAGGUGAACGCACCCAAGUCUACAAGUUGGACACGGGCGAAUGUCUCUCCGGGACAUCGGAAAUGGCGCUGGCCGGAUUCUUUGCCAAUAAGUUGCUGGCCGAGGAGGAGCUCCCCCUCAAGGUGACCGCCGUGAGUCGGUGCUACCGGGCCGAGACAUCCGGGCUGCAGGAGGAAAAGGGCAUUUAUCGGGUGCAUCAGUUCACCAAGGUGGAGAUGUUCGCCAUCUGCACUCCCGGUCAGUCCGAGGCCGAGCUGGAGGAGUUCAAGAACAUUGAGCUGGACCUGUUUAAGCAGCUGGGCAUCAACUUUCGACUGCUCGACAUGCCGCCCUGUGAGUUGGGUGCGCCGGCAUACCAGAAGUACGACAUAGAAGCGUGGAUGCCUGGUCGCCAGAUGUGGGGCGAAAUCUCAAGCUGCAGCAACUGCACAGACUAUCAAGCCAAGAGGCUGGGCGUCAAGUACCGCCGUGCCAGCGAUGGACAAGUUGUGCAUGCGCACACCAUCAACGGGACGGCGACGGCCAUACCACGUCUGCUGAUUGCCCUGCUGGAGUCGUACCAGAAGGAGGACUCCAUUGAGAUACCCACAGUGUUGAGGCCUUUUAUGGAUGGACACGAGUUUAUCACCAGAAACAAAAGAAUACCCGAAACGAAGCUGGUGAAGUUCAUAAAAGCGGCCUAAUCUUUACACCUUUUUUGUGUAUAGUAAAUUUCCGAGUCUAAACA
Drosophila obscura is the source of this 1456-nucleotide messenger RNA. RefSeq names its product serine--tRNA ligase, mitochondrial (gene SerRS-m). The coding region runs from base 153 to 1412 and encodes 419 amino acids. Gene Ontology annotation, cellular component: mitochondrion. Lineage: Eukaryota; Metazoa; Arthropoda; Insecta; Diptera; Drosophilidae. The record is from RefSeq and is a predicted model, not a curated record. Gene Ontology annotation, biological process: mitochondrial seryl-tRNA aminoacylation. Gene Ontology annotation, molecular function: ATP binding; tRNA binding; serine-tRNA ligase activity. The transcript has a single exon.